Lodderomyces jiufengensis is the source of this 1758-nucleotide messenger RNA. It is a transcript of the gene PGA17, whose product is annotated as Pga17p. Lineage: Eukaryota; Fungi; Ascomycota; Pichiomycetes; Serinales; Debaryomycetaceae. The record is from RefSeq and is a predicted model, not a curated record. Bases 1 to 1758 code for a protein of 585 amino acids. The transcript has a single exon.
AUGAGAUUCUCAACUAUAUUAGCGACCACUUUUUCAAUAGCUACAUUAGUUUCAUCAAAUCCAAUAACUCCAAAUUCUGAGAAAUUUGGUUUACAAUUGAAAGAAAGAGAAGAACUUAAUGAUUUAUAUCACUACCAAGAAGAAAGAGAUCUUUUAUCAACUGCUGAAAGUUUAUUAUCAUCAAUUAAUUUAACUUCCAUUUUAGGUUCAAUUGAUUUCGAACAAAUUGCAGGUUGGGCAAAUAAUUUAUUAACUGAAGAUGAUAAUGUAAAAUAUUUAGAUUAUAUUUUGGAAUUUGUUGGUACAACUAAUUUAGUACCAGUUGCUAUAAGCUUUAUAUUGUCAAACAAUGAAACAAGAGGUCUUGCAGGAGAUGCAGUUGUUGGUUUAAUUGGUUCAGGUCAAUUUGAUUUAACUCCAGUUUUUGAAGCAUUAAAAGAUUCUGGUUUAGCUUAUACAUUAAUUGCGGAUUUAAUUGAAAAUCCAAAUACUUUACCAUUUGUAAUUCAAGUUAUUAAAGAUACUUUAGGAGGGACUUCUAUCGGUAAUAUUGUUGGAGGUAUUGUAGGUAGCGGAAGUACAACAGUUCAAGUCUCUGGUGUUAAUGGUAAUACUGCAGCUUUUACUUUAGCUACUGGUUCAUUGGCUUAUAAUUCUGCUUCAGCUGGUACUGCUCCUGCUUUAGUUAGUUCAAUCAUAAAUAGUGCUAACGCCAAUGGUGGUGUUAGUGUUGGUACUGGUACUGGAGCUGCUGUUACUGGUACUGGAGCUGCUAAUGGUGGAGCUAAUACUGUAUUUGGUCAGACACUAGGUACUGAUCAAAUUAAUACUGGAUCAAUUGCUGCUUUAAUUUCUGCUGCUGCUGCUCAAGAAAGUGGAAACACUCAAUUAACCUUAGCUGCUGCUACAAACACUCAAAUUGCUGCCACAACUACAAGAGCUGCUGUUACAACUGCUGCUCAAGCCCCAGCUACUACCCAAGCUGCUGGUGUUGUUGGUGCUGGUGGUGUUACUUCAUAUGAUCUUGCUACCAUUAGAGGACCAGCUUUCCAAUCACUUCCACCAUCACAAUUUGGAAUUGGUGCAACUACAAUCAAUUAUUCUGCUUUAGCUCAAGUUACUGCUGCAUUAGGUGGUGGUUCCAAAAAAAGAGAAGAUGCAGUUGAAGAAGUAUUACAAAUGAUGAAACAAAAAAGACAAGAAGAAGAUGAAGUUGAAAUGGCAUUACAAAAAAUGAAAAGAGAUAAUAUUGAAGACUUAUUAACAACAAUUUUUUCAUCGGUUGCAAGAUCAGGUUUAAUUAAUGAAACUAUCCAAUAUUUAGUUACUGAUGAUCAAUUUGAAGGUGCUGUUGUACAAAUCUUACAAGGUGUUUUUGCAAACAUUGGUUCAACUUUGACUGGUCUUUAUAGUACUGAUUGGUCAACAAUCUAUCCAUUAGUUAAUGCAUUAUUAAAUUCAGGUUUAUUAACCGAUAUCAUCACAAAAGCCUUCAAUGAUGAAGAUUUAAAAAAUGCUUUAUAUAGAGAUUUACAACAAAUUUUUAAAAGAGAUUUAGAAUUGACUGAUUUACAAAUGAGAGAUUUACAAAUUAUUGCAAGAGAUCAAUUUAAUUCAUCAGUUUCAAUUUCAACUAUAACUCAAGGCGUUAAAACUAACUCAUCAAGUGUUGUUACUGUUAAUGGUGCAGUUCCAAACUCAAACAAAUAUGCUCCAAUGGCUCUUGCUGCAAUUGGUUUAUCAGCAUUAAUUUUAUAA